Messenger RNA from Tupaia belangeri chinensis (Chinese tree shrew), 1810 nucleotides. RefSeq names its product p53 apoptosis effector related to PMP22 (gene PERP). The coding region runs from base 138 to 719 and encodes 193 amino acids. Gene Ontology annotation, biological process: cell-cell adhesion. The transcript has 3 exons. The record is from RefSeq and is a predicted model, not a curated record. Gene Ontology annotation, cellular component: membrane; cell-cell junction. NCBI's taxonomy places the organism in Eukaryota, Metazoa, Chordata, Mammalia, Scandentia, Tupaiidae.
UCAGCCUGGGGAAGGCGUCCUCUGGGAGCCGCCUCCUGGCGGCCUCUUCCCUUUUGUCCCAGCGCCCGCGCUCGCGGGCCACUCUUUGCCUCCCCGCUGCCCCACGCGCUCCUGAGCUCCGCGCCGCGACCGUCAACAUGCUGCGCUGCGGCCUGGCCUGCGAGCGCUGCAGGUGGAUCCUGCCCCUGCUCCUGCUCAGCGCCAUCGCCUUCGACAUCAUCGCGCUGGCCGGCCGCGGCUGGCUGCAGUCGAGUGACCACAUCCAGACGUCCUCGCUGUGGUGGAGAUGCUUCCACGAAGGCGGUGGCAGCGGGUCCUACGACGAUGGCUGUCAGAGCCUCAUGGAGUAUGCGUGGGGAAGAGCAGCUGCCGCCAUGCUCUUCUGUGGCUUUAUCAUCCUGGUAAUCUGUUUCAUUCUGUCCUUCUGUGCCCUCUGUGGACCCCAAAUGCUUGUUUUCCUAAGAGUGAUUGGAGGCCUCCUUGCUCUGGCUGCUGUGUUCCAGAUCAUCUCCCUGGUCAUUUACCCUGUGAAGUACACUCAGACCUUCGACCUUCAUGCCAACCCUGCUGUCACUUACAUCUAUAACUGGGCCUAUGGCUUUGGGUGGGCGGCCACGAUCAUCCUGAUUGGCUGUGCCUUCUUCUUCUGCUGCCUCCCGAACUACGAGGAUGACCUCCUGGGGAAUGCCAAGCCCAGGUACUUCUACACGUCCGCCUGAGGUGGCCAGUGAGCCGGGAAAGCCUCCGCUGUCGAGAUGGAUCCCAGAGGAAGAAACUGUGUUCCGACUACUUGGAACCUCUUUUCUUGGGCAGCGUUCAUGUUAUUAAGCUAGUCGAAAUUGUUAAAAUAAUUUGGGAGAAAAUAUUUCUUAAAUAGUGUUAUGGUUUCAUAUUCAUCUUUUAUAUAUGUGUUGUGGAAUUAAACAAGACUUGUUUCUUUUCACUAAUGAUGUAUAACAUGCCAACAUUUCCUUAUAUUGUCUAUGACAUGAAUACUACAUUGAUAAAGAAUAUGUAUAUGAAACGCACCACCUUAGAAGGGAAAAAUGAGUCGGCUUCCAAGAUUCACUAUUCCGGGUAGGUGUUGUUUUUUCCUGAUAGAGUGGAUGCGUUCUAUUAAGGUCUAAGGAGAAGCAGAGAUACUGGUGAAAAUUGUCAGUGACCAAACAGUCUAAAAGAAAUGCAAAAUGUCAAUAUGUUUUUAAGACUUCAGCCAUUUGAAUUAGCAAAAUAGUUUCCUAAGUGCAUACCAUUUAUGACCAUUUCUCAUUAAUAUCCUGCAUAACUGAUCUUUUUGUAAGCCGUAUGUUGACUUUGUGUGUCAUCUACGAAAGGAUUUUUUUUUUCCCCCUGUGGCCAAAUGUCUGUUGCCACACUAAGGCCUCCUUAAGUAGUGAAAUGUUAAGAUGAAAUUUUCUCUUUUAAAGUGGUUCGUAGGGUUAGGGUGUGGGAAAAUGCUACAUUACUAAAUCUGUACCGUCUUGUGCCUGUAUUUUCAGAAGCAGACACAGCUACAGCUUCUGAUAGUGUGCAACUUAAGCAGAACACUACAUGUAGUUAAAAACCUGGUCUUCCUUAAUGUGCCGAUGUAAACCGUCUGGCAUAGAACAUUCAACAGGAGAAUUCAAGGAUGUGAGUUUCUCUGAGUGGCAUACAUAUGAUAUAUCAGAUGAGGUUUUUUCUUUUUUAACCAUUUGUACUUACAUAAUGAAAACCAACUCAUUUUUAUAUCAAAUCAUUAUUUUGUAAGUUGCAGAAAAGCAACUGCAGUUUUCAUUAUGAAUUUUCUCCAAUAAACCAGGUAUUCAAA